Molecule: messenger RNA, 6383 nt
Organism: Spirodela intermedia
Lineage: Eukaryota; Viridiplantae; Streptophyta; Magnoliopsida; Alismatales; Araceae
Source: the annotation of a GenBank genome assembly
AUGACGACGGCGUCGCCCGCCGUCGUACCGAUGUUCAUGAGCCAUGAAGAGGAGGACGAUGAUUUCGGGGAAUUCGAGUUCGCAGCCUCCGCCUCCGCAUCGCUGUCACCCAAUCUCCCUCCCAACUACGGCAUCUCUAACCAGGCGCAACGGGGGCCCGUGGCGGGGGAAGGAGAUGACGACGAUGAAUGGAGUGGAUUUUUGGAGAACCCGCUCCAGCCCGAGCUCUUUUGGAACCCUCGUCAGCCGGCGCCACCAACUACUCUGUCUUCUCAUUCCUUUUUCUCCUUCGAUCCGCUCCCAGGACUACAGGCCCCAACGCCGGAUCUGACGCCGAUCAGCUCCGAGACGACGGUUGGCGUGGAGAAAGAAUGGCAGAAGCCGUCUGGUGCGCUCCCGCUUUCUUUGUUCGGGGGAGACGAGGAAGAAGACGCAGGGGAAGGAUCGUCGAGUACCUUCGAUCCUCCGUUUCCUGCCAUCAGUGGUGGGCUUUUCGACUCCUCCGUGUCGCCAGUAAGCAACGGCUUAGCAUCUGCUCCGAGCGGUGAUCUGAAAGAUCUGAUUGCCGGUCUGUACGGCCGGCAAGACAAUAUUAGCCCUGCCGCUUCUGGAAAUGCCAGCUUCGGCGGCGAUAAGCUGCAGAUUGAUGGAGAUAAUGGGCACAAUUCCAAUUCUACGGAUGGCGGUGGUGACGGGGAAGAUGGUUUCGACGAGUGUUGCUGGGAGUUUAAAGAUGCGGUUUCCAGUACUCCGGGUGGAGAGUUAAUAGAUUCUGCUUUGGUGAAGGUACUAUAGCCGUAGACCAAUUUCUAUUUUCGUACCCAAUUUCUGUUUGUGACUCUGAUACUUAUUUACUCUAUUUUAUUUCCUUUAUUUUGAGUUAGAAGGAAGGCAACUUAGCUGAUAUUCCUCGAGUUGAAGAAGCGAAACCCGCUGAUAUUGGUAGCAUAUUCCAGGUUGGUUACAAUCUAAUCAUCGGAGUCAUUCUCUGUCUCUAAGUUGGUCAGUUUACUUUUCAUUGUCAACCUCUGUUGAGCCUUUUUCUUUUUUUUCACAAACAUUGCAGCUUUGGCAUGUUCAAAGUCUCACAAAAGUUUCUUGCCAUGGAAGUUGUAUUUUCUGUGUUGAUACUGCGUGAAAUCCCCUGAUUUGUGGUAUUCCAAAUUUUGAAUAUCACUGGAGAAGCAAUAUCUAAGGAAUAGAUGCUCCAACUAUUCUGCUUCCUUGCAUAAGCUUGAUACAGUGCAGAUACCACAACAAUGGUUGCAAUUGUUUUUUGUGCUAAUGUCUGUGAGAAUGUUUUGGUUUUCGACCCAUUAGGCAAUUCCUUGAUGUUCUUGCUAUAACUCUUUCAAACCUUUUUUCUCUCAAUGAUUCCCAAGUACCUUUCAGACUCCCCACCCUUUUUCAAUUUAAGGUGAGACUAGUAACGAACUUCCCUCCUUUGUGGUUGGGUUUAUUCAUCAGUUUUGAUCAAAUAAGUGACCUGAUUGACUGUCCAUAGAAAAUAAGCCAAGUCUUUCCUUCGUAGUUUUACGUGGCUUCCUAGUUCCAUACUUCAAGGGUCACCUGUCUAGUAUAAGUCGUGCAGAACCAGAUAAAGUCAUGGGAGUUCGUUCAAAAAAUCACUCAAAAAUAUAAUUUCAUAAGAAAUUCAAUGCUACUCUGUUUUUCUAACACUGUACUGAUCCACAUUUAUUCUUCAACUCUCAACAAUAAUUUUCUGCAAAAAAGGGAGAUUAGUGCGAAUUGGUUGCAGUUUUUUAACAUUUUUUUUUCUAUUUCCUUCCAUCCAACCUUACACUCCACGUCCACUUUUUAAUAUGGACAUUCCAUCUGAGUAUACUGUUGAUCUCAAAAUUACACGGGUCAAUAUUUUUUCCUUUUCCAAUGGAGAAAUUUUGCUAGUAAUGUGAUUAUUGCUUUUUAAUCUUUUUGCAGACUUCCGGCACUUUAAUUUUGAAGGCCAGUGGUCAAGAACGGGAGGAUAUGCUGGGAACCAACCUCUUACCCAUAGUCCUUAGUGAUGAACAGCAAUGGGAAGGAGCCCUUGUUUCAAAUGAUACGAAAACAAAUGGUUUUGAUUUUGCACCUUCUGGCAAUGGCUAUGGUUUUACCUCAAUUUUUUGUCAAGGAGACGAGCAUGCCAAUAUUGAGAAUGGUUUGAAUCCCAAUGUAAAUAACGGGGACAUGAGUAUUGAUGACAAUGUCUUGGACAAAGAUCCAUUUACCAGAAUGGAAGUUCUGAAUGGUUUUUCUGGACCAACGGUAAUUUCGUGGGCUUUUUAACAUAAUUGAACAGCUUUACAAAUCCUCAUCGGCAACUUGCAUUUUCUUUAUCUUUGAACGCUGGAAAUGCCAGAUAAUUUCUGUUAUUCUAUAAACCUGAACACACGAGGACUAGUUUCAAGUUGACUUUCAUUUACCUUUUUCUUAUCUUAAUUUAUCUUAGAGAGGAAGGUAAAUGACAGUCUCAUUUGAUUAGAACUUUAUCUAAAUUUCAUGGAAGUUUCAUGUUAUCUUGAGGAAUGAAAUGCUAGCUUUUCAUAGGGGGUUUAAUUGCUAAGAAAAUGAAGGCUAGGACUAAAACCCUUCUUAAGUAAUGGCAUACCUUCAUUUUCAAAAAUGAUACACUUUCUCAUUUGCUGCAAUUGUCUUCUUACAUAUUUUUUCUUAUUGUAGGAGGAUCUUUAACUGUGAAUAGUUGCGAGCUCAUCGUUUGUUUGGUGUCAUUUACCAUCAGGAAAAAAAGCAAAAGAUCAAUAUUGAUUGGCAUCCUAGUAAACCUAGGAACAAAAGGGUUCCUUUUAGGCUGUCAUGUGAAAGGUGGAGGUGAACUUGUGUAGUUCUUUAUUGAGAGAAGGCAUUCUUGUAAGGAAGAAAGUUUCCCUGACAACGUCUAUUGUGGAAGCUCAAGAGAUAAAUUGACAUUCAUAUGGCACUGAUACAAUGGCUUCAUUCGCCUGUUCUAAAUAUUAAUUGAAACCAUGAUUUUCUGGCUCAGUCCGUUUUAUAGGACUACGAAUGAAUUUAUCUCCCAAAUCCUGGCCAACAUUGGGUUCUACUUGUAGUCUUGGACUGUUAGUAUCCUUUUUCAGUCACAAAUAUAAGCAAAACCUUGGAGAACUGAAAAUUCGCAUUUUAUUUAUUUAACUUUUUAAGAAUGUAGUCCAUAUCAUCUACGAAGUCAGCCUGACUUGAUCAUAUGACUGGACCCAGUUUUUUAGGACUCCCGAAUCUGAGCACCACAAGAAUUAAUUGAGACACAACAGUAAAAACUAUGAUUGCUUGAAUACCAUAAAAAAAUUAAUAGUUCUCUCUUUGGACACAGCCGAAAGUGAGUGGAAUUUUAUCAUGUACCUUCCUUAGAUGAAAAGAAGUUCAUGUACCAUAGAGAGGAAAUUAUUUCUUAUUCAUUUCAGUGCUUCUGGAUAUUUCUUUUUUUAUUUGGUUUUUUUUCCUGUUUAGUGCACAGGUACUACAGGAACUUUCCAUAUCAAUGGUUUUAAGUGAUAUCCGUAUGUGGUUUUGCCUAUGCAGAGUAACGGCCAAAAUGAAAACCUAGAAGAUCUGUAUGUAUCCGCUUGGAAAACUGAAAGUGUUGAUAAUGGAACGAAAGCCCUUAAAGAUGCAUCAGUCAUCAGUCUUAAUGAUCUCAUAUCCAAUGUGAAUAUUGAUGCUUGGAAUAUACCCUCUGCUUACUCUGGGCAGAUAACUGGAGGUGAGAAUUUAGCAAUAUCAGCUGUGGCACAUGAGGCUCUAAACAGCACUGGUGCCAAGAAUUCUGGCCAACAAAAUAACAAGAUCAAAGACAAGGAUUUUGCAUCCAAAAACACAUAUGGUAACAUUUCCCUGGAGCCAAUGAUACUUCUAGAUUUCUAUUCAAGACUCAAACAAAAAUCAUGCACGUUGGCUCUUCGUCAUAUUGAUAAUCUUAAACUCAGGGUAAAAUUAGUUCUUGUUUUGCGAUAAUUUUUUUCAUAAAAAUAUUAUCUGGUCUUUUCGCUAAAUCUGUGAAUGAUUGACAUCAGAAAAACAAUGAGAGGGGUGUACCUGACGAAGAACCGAAGUUGGUGGUCUCGGAUGAUGAAAUUGAGGUAAGUGAUUCAGUUGUAUGACUUCAAUGUUACAAGUUCAUUACAUUCAGGCUUUGGCGUAUUUCUGAGUUUCAGUACAUUUUAUUUUGAGAAAUAAAAUGCUGCAAUUGCAUAUACAGAGGUCAUUGUAGGAGCAGAAAAUGUAAUAUUUAAGCACAUGGUAAUAAUUCUGGAAAAUGAACUGUGAUCACGUCAUUUACUUGGGUUGGUAUUUAAGCUAAUUUCCUGAUCGGGGGCUCCAUUAAGAUUUCAGAAAAAGUCUUAUCGAAUGCUUCUUAGCCCUUUUUUAAUUUGUUUCAAAUAGUUGUAUCACCAUUAAUUCUUGGAGCUCCAAUUUUUUUUUCUUUUAGGCGGCUUUUAUCACGCUUGGAAUUUCAGAUUCCAAUCGUGACCACGUGGACAGGAGCCCACAAGAUGAGUUGUCUGUCAAUGAGCUACUUGAAUUCAUGAAGGAUUCAGGCCUCCAAGCCUUUAACAUUGAAUAUUGCUUGUCGGAGAAAGUACCACCAGUAUGUCCUUCAUCAUUUAUUAAGAUUUCUGUUUGAUAUUUUCUCUGCUAUUCUUAGAGCACCUGUAUUCUGAAUAUCAGGAUGUUUCUAUGGACUGUUUUGUGGUCACAGCAAUCAGACAAAUUCACUGAUUGAGGACACUCUAACUCAGUCUAAUGGAUGAUAAUCAUUCCUGAUGAUCUAAACUCUUGUAGUUCAUUAAAAUACCUUUUUCUUUGAAUUAGAAUUUCUCAUCUUUGUGAAUUAUCCUGCUAAAUUCACGUUACUUUUCAUACUAUUUUAUUCGUGCUUGAUGCUUUCAUAAUGUGCGCUGUACUUCUUAUUUUAAUCAACAACAACAGCAUGGAAUUUUUGGUGAGCAUUCAAGGAAACCACAUUACUUGUGACUAUGAACUCUCAUGUGUUAAAGUCUCUGAUUUUUCACGGAAUAAUUCAGCACGUUUACUUGUAGUAUUUUUGUCCGUAUUUUUUUUUUGAACGAGGCUUUUUCUUCUUCUUUUAAAUUAACGAGGGAUUGCGGUUCAACAAUAGUCAAUCUUGCUUCAUCAUUCACGGCCCAUUGUUCUUGUCUUGCUCAAAAUGUACAUGAGCCAUCGCCCAUUGAGCUGCGUUGGUCUGUGCCUCCCAUCUAAGUUGCCUAGUUAUGCGUGAGAUCACAUUCUGACUAAUUUAUGUCCGCUUAUUGUAGCAGAAGCAGACCUGGAAACUUAUUGUCCUCACCCAGCAUGUCGGUUUUCUAACUAUGAUUAUCUCUUGUUGAUACUGGAAUAUUUUUAAACAGUCUUUGGCACUUACGAAAGCUACAGUUCCGUUGAAUAAAGAUGGUCUUUUCCCCCCCUUUUAGCAUAUAUCUUCUUCGGACCAUUUUGGGUCUCUUAAUUGUGACUUUCUAUUAUUGUAAUUUGCUAAAAUUGCUAUACUAUGCUCCCGGCCUGAUGUUACGAAGCUGAACCUGGUGAUCUGGUGAAUAGGCAGAGAAGGACUUGAGCUCAGCUAUGUGGCUUUUCGAGCAUGCUUCCUCGAUCCUUAGUAUCUUGACACUGUCUUCCUUCAAGGAACAGCACUCUUAUAUCAGUUCAUGGUCUAAGAUGGCGUCUGCAUGUGAACUAGAGUUACAGCGCGGUGCAAUGAUCUGGGCACAAGCAGUCUCUGCUAAUGUUCAGACAGAGUUACUGCUUAAUUUCCAAGGUAAUAAAUGAACUCUCCUCAUGGGGUUUAAUUAGGGAACUCGACUUUUUUGUGGAUGAAACCAUAAGUUCCUGAUUAGGGAACUUGACUUUUUUAUAUAAAACCUCGAACCUGCUUUUAUCCAUUCUGAAUGUUUUAGGCGUCGAGAUAGGGGUUUUCUUCCUUGGCCAAGCUCACCAUAGUAACCGUCCAGUGGCUGGCAGCAGGCCCAAAUAACCACAUAGUUUUGUGUUCUGCAGCUCAACAGUAUUUUCUUGCCCUCGGAGAGAUCUACCGGGUUGUGGAAAUCUUGAGCGCCUCAGCAAGAUUAUACAAGCCUUGGAUACUAGUAAAUCUGGCAGAUUCCAAGGACAUUCUGCGCAACAUUGACACCUCUGCUGUGGUCUGGAGAGAUUCUGGACUGAAACAGGCUCUUGAGGUUAUCUCCAGCAACAGCAUCGAAUUAAAGGUGGCCUCUGAAGAACUUCUUGAAUCAAUAAACUCCAUUUCCAACCUUGGCGCGCAAGCUCUGCAUGGACAUAUUUCUGGUGAUGGGGUGCAGAUUUGCAGACUAUCUUUAUUACCUCUGGAAUUUCUCCCGGGUUUGUAG